Molecule: messenger RNA, 1878 nt
Organism: Abrus precatorius (Indian licorice)
Lineage: Eukaryota; Viridiplantae; Streptophyta; Magnoliopsida; Fabales; Fabaceae
Product: cytochrome P450 94C1
Exons: 1
Coding region: 30-1547 (505 amino acids)
Molecular function (GO): monooxygenase activity; oxidoreductase activity, acting on paired donors, with incorporation or reduction of molecular oxygen; iron ion binding
Source: RefSeq, a predicted model, not a curated record
CCACCCCCCAAAGUGCAGAACAUAGAAAAAUGAGUAUUGAAGUUCAAGGUGCCCUUUCUCUGCAAUCAAUGUCUGCUACCUUCAGUUUCUUGUUCUUCUCCUUCACCCUUCUAUUCUCUCUCUUCUCUUUCCUCGUCUUCAUCUCGAGGAUGAAGCCAUGGUGUAACUGCGACAUUUGCAAGAGCUACUUGACCAUGAGUUGGGCCAACAAGUUCGUCAAUCUCUGCGACUGGUACACUCACCUUCUUCGCAAAUCCCCAACAGGAACCAUCCACGUGCACGUGUUGGGAAACACCAUAACCUCAAAUCCAGACAACGUUGAGUACAUUCUCAAGACCAAUUUCCAGAACUACCCAAAAGGGAAACCCUUCUCCACCAUCCUCGGCGACCUUCUCGGCCGAGGAAUCUUCAACGUCGACGGUGAUUCAUGGAUGUUCCAGCGCAAAUUGGCGAGCUUGGAACUCGGGAGCGUGGCGAUUCGCUCCUUCGCGAUGGAACUCGUCAACGAAGAGAUCCACACGAGGCUCCUUCCUCUUAUGGCUUCAACCGCACGUGCCGAAUCAAACGCGGCGUCAACAUUGGACUUGCAAGACAUCCUCCGAAGAUUCUCCUUCGACAACAUUUGCAAAUUCUCGUUCGGUCUCGACCCAGGUUGUCUCCUCCCCUCUCUCCCAGUUUCGGACCUCGCCGUCGCUUUCGACUUGGCCUCAAAACUCUCCGCGGAACGCGCCAUGAUGGCAUCGCCGUUUAUCUGGAAGACAAAACGACUCCUCAACAUAGGGUCGGAGAAAAAAUUAAAACAAGCCAUCGAAGUGGUAAACGACGUGGCGCAGCAGAUGAUAAACCAGAGAAGGGAAAUGGGGUUCACCGCAAGAAACGACCUUCUCUCGCGAUUCAUGGGGUCCGUAAACGACGACGUAUAUCUGAGAGACAUUGUGGUGAGUUUCCUCUUGGCGGGUCGUGACACUGUAGCCGCCGGGUUGACCGGUUUCUUCUACUUGCUGUCCAAAAAUCCCGAAGUGGAGGCCCAGAUCCGGGAUGAGCUGGAUCGGGUGGUGGGACCGGGGCAGGAGACAGCGAGCUUUGAACAAAUCCGAGAAAUGCAUUACCUUAACGCGGCGAUUCACGAGAGCAUGAGGAUCUUCCCUCCGAUUCAGUUCGAUUCCAAGUAUGCCACGGAGGAUGACGUGUUGCCAGAUGGCACUUUUAUACGCAAGGGAAGUCGCGUCACUUAUCACCCGUAUGCUAUGGGUCGGAUGGACCGAAUUUGGGGCCCCGAUUUCAUGGAAUUCAAACCCCAAAGGUGGUUGCAAGAUGGGGUUUUUGUGCCACCCUGUCCAUUUAAGUACCCUGUUUUUCAGGCUGGGGUAAGGGUUUGUCUGGGGAAGGAUUUGGCUUUGGCGGAGAUGAAGUCCGUUGUCGCUGCUUUGGUGCCACGGUUUGAUAUUCGGGUGGUUCAAUCGGAUCAGGAGCCCCGGUUCGCGCCCGGUUUAACUGCAACUUUGCGGAGCGGGUUGCCGGUUCGGGUUGUUGAGAGAAAAUGUUGAGAUCCGUUAAUAUCGUUUGAUUAGUGAAAAUACAAAUAUGUUGGGGUGAAUGGUGAACGGUGAACGGUGGAUGCUGAAUUGAAACUUCUUUUUUCCUUUGGAUUCAUAUACUGCAUGCCCAUGUAAAUAUAUUGCCAAUUUUUGAUUUACUUGCUCUUUCCUGUGUUUUUCUGUUCUUGGAAUUUGGGUUCACAGUUAAUGGCAGAAAACAGGGCGGCAGAAGAGGGUGGGUGGGAGAGAACAAGGGUUAAUCUCCUUAUUUAAUACUGUUUCCCUUUUUCUUUUACUUAACUUUAAAAUUCAUUAAUUAAUAAAGUAAAAAUAAUAUAUU